AUGUCUAUGGACACAAAAUUGAAGGUCAAGGAAGAAAUAGAAAGAUUGCUCAAAGCAGAAUUCAUCAUACCAGCCAUUUAUGCUGAUUGGCUAGCCAAUAUUGUGCCAGUCUUGAAAAGAAAAACAGGGGCUGUAAGGAUCUGUGUGGAUUACAGGAAUCUAAAUGAAGCAUCUCCCAAGGAUGCAUAUCCUAUGCCAAUGGCAAAUAUGCUAGUGGAUGAAGCUGCUCAUAACCAAAUGCUAUCUUUUAUGGAUGGUAAUGCAGGAUAUAAUCAGAUCAUGGUAGCAGAAGAAGACAUCCAUAAAACAGCCUUCAUGUGCCCUGGACAUAUAAGUGCUUUUGAAUACACUAUAAUGCCUUUUGGCUUAAGAAAUGCAGGGGCCACUUAUCAAAGAGCAAUGAAUUCUGUUUUCCAUGAUAUGAUAGGGCAUUCUCUGGAAGUAUAUAUAGAUGAUGUGGUGAUUAAAUCCCCAGAGGAGGGAGAUCAUGUAUCAAAUCUGAAGAAGGCAUUCCUAAGAAUGAGAUAA
Prunus mume (Japanese apricot) is the source of this 528-nucleotide messenger RNA. The record is from RefSeq and is a predicted model, not a curated record. Lineage: Eukaryota; Viridiplantae; Streptophyta; Magnoliopsida; Rosales; Rosaceae.